AUGGGCUGUGUUCAAAGCCAAAAGAGCUGCGCAAAAACUCGCUCGAGACGAAUCGAUAAAUUGUUGCGAAAAGAAGCAGCGAUCGAGCAAAAAUCAAUCAAACUUCUUUUACUAGGAGCUGGAGAAUCCGGAAAAUCGACGAUUCUCAAACAAAUGCGCAUUAUUCAUGACGAAGGAUACACCCAACAAGAGUGUAAAAAUUUCCGGCCUGUCAUUUAUAACAAUAUCCUUCAAAGCUUUUAUACGCUCAUCAGGGCUAUGAAGUAUCUAAAUGUGGAAUACGAUUCUGAAGAAAACCGGGUUGUCGCGGACAAAUUGUUCAAUUAUCGGGUUAGCGGCGAUGAAGAUGAGUUGCCGGCGGACCUCGUCAAAAUUAUAAUGACGGUUUGGGAAGAUAGUGGCAUUUAUUUUAGAUCUCGUGAAUAUCAAUUAAACGACUCGGCUCCUUACUAUUUUAAAGAGAUGAAACGAAUUCUCGAUAAAGACUAUAUCCCAACAAUUGAUGAUGUGCUUCGAGCAAGAGUGAAAACGACGGGUAUCAUCGAAACCUGCUUUUUCUUCAAAGAUCGACUAUUCAGAGUUUUUGACGUCGGAGGGCAACGUUCAGAACGAAAAAAGUGGAUUCCUUGCUUUGAAUGCGUCACUUCUGUAAUAUUCUGUGUGGCUCUUUCGGAAUAUGAUAUGGUUAUGUUGGAAGAUCACAAAACCAAUCGAAUGUGCGAAUCAUUAAAACUAUUCGACUCAAUCUGCAAUAAUCGAUGGUUCGUCGACACUUCAAUCAUUUUGUUCUUGAAUAAGAAGGAUCUGUUCGAGGAGAAGAUUCAAUAUUCCCCAAUAACCCAUGCAUUCCCCGAAUAUGAAGGCAACAAUGAUUUUACGGAGGCUUCAGUUUACAUUCAAAAGAAGUUUGAGGAUGUGAAUAAGAGAACCAACAACCAAAAGGUAGAAGAGAUUUACACUCAUUUCACUUGCGCCACGGACACGGAUAAUAUUCGAUUUGUGCUCGAUGCGGUCGCUGAUAUUAUUGUUCGAGAUAAUCUGCGAACCUGUGGACUCUAUUAA
Messenger RNA from Caenorhabditis bovis, 1062 nucleotides. The record is from the annotation of a GenBank genome assembly. NCBI's taxonomy places the organism in Eukaryota, Metazoa, Nematoda, Chromadorea, Rhabditida, Rhabditidae.